Molecule: messenger RNA, 915 nt
Organism: Vicia faba (fava bean)
Lineage: Eukaryota; Viridiplantae; Streptophyta; Magnoliopsida; Fabales; Fabaceae
Source: the annotation of a GenBank genome assembly
AUGGCUAAUAGAUGGUGGACUGGGAAUGUGGCAACUAUGCCAACUUCACCGACUUCACUUCAACAGCUGAAAAGAGAAGAGUUAAUGGAAAGCAACAACAACGCGAACUCGACUCCGACUAAUAGCAGUAACAGCAACAAUAAUGAAGAUGAAGAUAACCACAACCCUGAAGAUCAGAAUCCUUCGGAGCCAGGUAGUAGUAGUGGUCGGCGGCCACGUGGUAGACCGCCGGGUUCCAAGAACAAACCCAAACCGCCUAUUGUUAUAACUAAAGAAUCUCCCAACGCGCUUCGAAGCCACGUGUUGGAAAUAGGUAGCGGUAGUGAUGUGGCGGAGAGCAUUGCUGGCUUUGCCAACCGCCGUCACCGUGGUGUGUCGGUUUUGAGUGGGAGUGGCAUUGUGACUAAUGUGACGCUUAGGCAACCGGCUGCUCCUGGUGGUGUUAUUACUCUUCAUGGGAGGUUCGAGAUUCUGUCGCUUUCCGGUGCUUUUCUGCCUUCGCCGUCUCCGCCUGGAGCUACCGGGCUUACUGUUUAUUUGGCCGGUGGUCAGGGGCAGGUUGUUGGUGGCGCUGUGGCGGGUUCUUUGGUUGCUUCUGGACCUGUGAUGGUUAUUGCAGCUACUUUUGCUAAUGCUACUUAUGAGAGGCUGCCAUUGGAAGAUGAACAAGGUGGUGAUCAAGAGGAAAUGCAAGUUGAACAACAAUCUGGUGUGGAUUCAGAAACUGUUGCAGCAGCUGAAGUUGGUUCUUCUCAAGGUUUGGAAUUCGCGGAACAACAUCAUCAUCAUCAACAACAACAACAGGUUUCAAUGCCUAUGUAUAACCUGCCACCAAAUCUUAUGCAUAAUGGUAAUCAAAUGGCUCAUGAUGUGUUUUGGGGUCCUCCGCCACCUCGUCCUCCUCCUCCUUUCUGA